This is a messenger RNA of Glycine soja, 2849 nucleotides long. RefSeq names its product receptor-like protein kinase FERONIA. NCBI's taxonomy places the organism in Eukaryota, Viridiplantae, Streptophyta, Magnoliopsida, Fabales, Fabaceae. Gene Ontology annotation, biological process: protein phosphorylation. The transcript has a single exon. The record is from RefSeq and is a predicted model, not a curated record. Gene Ontology annotation, molecular function: protein kinase activity; ATP binding. Bases 110 to 2473 code for a protein of 787 amino acids.
UGAACCUUCCUCUCUCAGUUGCUUCCUAGCAUCAUCUACUAAAACUGCAACCUACCACUGAUAUAUAUAAUAAUAAGCCUUCACAACUUCACUGACGACACCGUAAAGCAUGAGGUUCAACAGUAUCACCUCCGUAACAACACUCUUCCUCUUUCUCAGCCUCUUUACACACCUCCAAGCGUACAUUCCAGUGGACAACUUUACCAUCAGCUGCGGCACUACCGGAAAAUCUUACGACGGGGAAAGGACAUGGACGGGGGACACAGGUUCAACGUUCUUAUCUCAUCAAGACGGCACCGUUUCCGCUAAUGCAACAACACAAUCUCCUUCUACCAAUCAAGUGCCCUACACCGCCGCACGCUUGUCCCGUUCCCGUUUCAGCUACUCCUUCCCAGUCUCCCCUGGCCCCAAAUUCCUCCGCCUCUUCUUCUACCCUGCUGAGUACGCUUCCUUUCCUCGCUCCAAUGCAUCCUUCACCGUUCAAUCCAACCAAUUCACCCUUCUCCACGUUUUCAAUGCCUCUCUAAAAGCGGAAAACACGAAAACCGUCUUCAGAGAAUAUGUCGUCAAUGUGGACGGCGACAGUGAGAGGUUGAACCUCACCUUCACUCCGUCACAACCAAACUCCUACGCUUUCAUCAACGGAAUCGAGGUACUCUCCAUGCCAAGCAAUCUGUAUUACACCUCAGCAAAUGACAACGGUUUGAAGCUCGUGGGAACUGACACACUGUUCCCCAUAAGAACCAACACUGCACUGGAGACAGAGUAUAGAAUCAAAGUGGGAGGGCAAGGAAUCUCGCCACGAAACGACACUGGUUUGUUCAGGAACUGGGCUGGUCACGAUGAAGAUUAUUUAAUUAAACAAAAAAAUCCACAGAAUAGUGCUAUAACAGGAAACACCAAUGGUAAGAUGAACAUAACGGUAAAUCCAGAUUAUGUGGCACCCAAGGAACUGUACAGAACAGCUCGUGUCAUGGGCACAAACACGUCUAUGAACAAAAGCCUCAAGUUGACUUGGGAGUUCCCUGUUGACUCUGGCUUCCACUACAUGAUCAGGUUCCACUUUUGCCAACUUGACCCCAAUAUUACUAACAUCGGUGACAGGGUGUUCUCACUUUACAUAGGGAGCGAGUUUCUUGAUGUUAUGAGAUGGAGCCAGAAACAGAAAGGUGUCGCUGUGUACAAAGACUACGCCAUUUUAAUCCCCAAGAGUGAUACUCAGAAACAGGUUAAUCUCUCGCUCCAAAUGAUGAAUCCUUAUGAAAGUGCCAAGGAUAAAGAAAACAAUGACCCGUUUCUGAAUGGUCUGGAGAUCUUCAAAAUCAGCGAGUUUAACAACCUUGCUGGACCUAACCUGCAGAACAACAACAUGCUCGUCCAAGAAGGAAAGAACAGCAGCAGAACACUUAAAAUUGUUGUAGCAGGGGUGGUAUCUGGCGUUGUUGUUUUCUUCAUCUUUUUGUGGGGGAGUUGCAAGUUCGGUCCUCUCUUGCUCUCGCAGGAUGACGACAUGCUGAAUUGCAGGCAGAGGUGGCCGUUCAAUCUCCUCUGCCAGCGCUUCUCCCUCAUGGAUAUCAAAGCCGCCACCAACAACUUCAAUAACGCCUCCCUCGUCGGUGUUGGAGGAUUCGGCCACGUGUACAUGGGCUACAUUGACGGCAUUUCCAUCCCGGUGGCUAUCAAGCGUCUCAAGGCGGGUUCGAAGCAGGGGUCCGAAGAGUUCCUGACCGAGAUCAAGAUGCUCUCGCAGAUCCGCCACCGCCAUCUCGUUCCUCUCAUCGGCUACUGCAACAACAACAAGGAGAUGAUCUUGGUCUAUGAUUUCAUGACACGUGGCAAUCUCCGUGACCAUCUCUACAACACCGACAAACCCCCUAUAUCGUGGAAGCAACGUUUGCAGAUAUGUAUUGGCGCCGCCCAUGGGUUGUAUUAUCUUCACAAAUGUGCCGGGAAAUACAUGAUCAUCCAUAGUGACGUGAAAACCACCAACAUCUUGUUGGAUGAUGACUGGGUGGCCAAGGUUUCGGACUUUGGGCUUUCCAGAUUUGGGCCCAUGGACUCAUCCCAUGCCUAUGGCAGCACCACCGCUGUAAGAGGCAGCUUUGGGUAUAUAGACCCAGAGUAUUAUAAGCGGCAUCAUUUGACGGACAAGUCUGACGUGUACGCUUUCGGGGUAGUGUUGUUUGAGGUACUGUGCGCUCGUCCGCCUCUUAUACGCAAUGAAGAUCCCAAACAGGAGUCGCUUGCUAAGUGGGUUAGGUACUGUUACCAAAGUGGGACCAUGGACCAGAUUGUGGACCCCACGUUGAAGGGGAGGAUCGCGCCUGAAUGCUUCCGGAGGUUUUGCCAUAUUGGGGUGAGUUGUUUGUCAGAGGUUGGGACGCAGAGGCCGUCGAUGAAAGAUGUUGUUUUCAUGUUGGAGUCUACUCUGCAGGUGCAAGAGAGCGCGGAGAAUGUAAAAAGAGGAAAUUAGUGAAAAUAUCAAUAUGUCUAGUAGUGAGUUGAGUAUGACUACUACUAGUGGAGAGCAUAGUGGGGUUUUAUAAGGAACCCAAAGCCUCUUUGAGCAAAUCGAGUUAACACAACGCUGGCAAAACAAUUAGCUAUACAUGCUAAAUUUUUUUGUCUAUUUUCAAAAUCGUUAGAUUAGAAUGCCUGUGUACAGGAAUCAACUUGCUUCUAUCUCUUGUGAAAGAAGACAAGUGCAAGGUUGUGUUUGUAAGUCAUAAAUUUCAACUCUUCUUUUGUUAGCCUGUAUGAUAUGUGUUGAUUUAUUUAUAACAUUUCCCCUUCCAAUGUGAUCAAUAAAUUUUCCAAUAACACAACUCAAUAAAUUUUCCAUUUGAUCA